UUUGUGCUCAUUGAAGUCGUAGAGUAAAAGAUCUGAGUGUUAAUCUGAUUUGUAGGCUCUAUAAUUAGCAGAGCAGAAGCUUUUUCUCUCAGCAGGAAGAGAGUGAAAGGUCCAUCACUGCUCGUCAGUGGUGUGUUCGCAGUCAGGAAGAGAAGUGGGUUUCCUCUGUUUGGAUGAGCAGAAUCAGGCCGGACUCUUCACAUCUACAGGCGAGAGUUCAGUUGGAGGACCAAGCUGUAAAUUUAUCACCUGAGUUAAAAUAAAAUGGAAGAUGUCUCUAAGCCUCUGUCACCUUCAGCUGCAGAGUGUCAAGAUGACCAAGAACUGAUGCCAGACCAGAAUCCAAAGACUCUUGGAGAUGAUCAGGACCAGAAAUGUUGGCUGGUAAAUCCAGAUGAAGAUGAUAUCUCUGACAAAGUGCUUGAAGACCACAAUCCUCAUCUGGAUUAUGAACCAGAGGUCCAGACAGAAGACAGAUUUCCAACACAGACUUAUGAAGAAGACUUAUCAGGACAGUCAGAGUUCAGUCCAGUUGCAGAGGAGAAGAUCCAGGACUGUAUGGACAAAGCCUCCGGUGAGUAUCAGAACCGAUCAGGACCGGACCUGACGUCUGCUCCGACCAAUCAGGGAGAAGCUGGGGAGUCAGGUGGCUGCGUGCCGGCGCUGGUGGUCACUGAGGCGGAUCAGGCCCGUCGGUCAGCAGCGGUUCCUCAGAGAGCAGCGAGGCCUCCGGACCUGGUGAUCCCUGCAGCCAUUAGUGUGAGCAAUCUGAUCUCCAGUGGCGAUGGAGGAGACGCAAACUUAUGUGACCUACUGUCUCCAAGGAGCGACUCCUGCUCUGUGACCAGCGAGGUGACCAUCUCCAGGAGGAGUGAAGAGGACGAUACGAGGAGCGUCACUGCUUCGUCUGUCAUGUCUCUGUUCCACAGGGUGCAGCUGGAUCCGCUGGAGAAGGACUGGCUGAGGAGUUCAGCUGUGGGGAACAUGGCCGCUCAGCGCCUGCUGCUCGCUCAGGACCCCGGCCUCGUGUUGAAGAAGGACUUCGUCACUGAGUUUACGGCACUCCACUGGGCAGCAAAGCAAGGCCGUCAGGAGGCCGUGGACAUGAUGAUUCACUCUGGAGCCGACGUCAACGUCCGAUCGGUGAGGGUGUGUGAACAGGGUUAUACCGCUCUUCAUGUCGCCUCCAUUCACGGACAUCAGGAGGUGGUUCAGACCCUCAUCAGCACAUACAAUGCUAAAACGAACAUCAGAGAUUACCAUGGGAAGACAGCGGUUCAGUACUGGAGCGGCAGCACAGACAUCUUCAGCACAGCAGAUCCUCACACAAGCAGGAUGUUUUGCCCCGGUCGCCGUACGCAGCGCUUUGCUCUUCCAUCACUGCAUCUUUCUCGUUCUCGCAGUCAAGGACAGCUCCACCUGGAGUUCGGGGCGGUGCACCAGUCAGCGUCCUACGAAGCAUUGGACCUCCAUGUUUGACUUCCUUCCUGCUGGGUUUUAUUAGUCACCAGAGAACAGUGUGCAGCUUCUGUACAUGUAGUGAUUAAUUCUCAACUAGAAAGAUAUGGAACCUAAAUGCAAUGCAGAUUUUUUUAUUUUAAAAUCUUAAUUUUACAUUUAGUUGCAACUUUCACUCUCUGUUUCAACUUUAUUAUUUUAAAUACUUAAAUGUUAUUACCCUCAUUAAGCUCCACAGAAAAUUUUUACAUAACCCAUUGUACACAUCAGUUUGAAAAUAAAGAAUUAGACAAUUAUAAGGCAAUAUUUCAAGUGACUAUGCCAAGUUUGAAUAAAAACUUGUUAAAAAACAUG
Poecilia latipinna (sailfin molly) is the source of this 1812-nucleotide messenger RNA. RefSeq names its product ankyrin repeat domain-containing protein SOWAHC. The record is from RefSeq and is a predicted model, not a curated record. Lineage: Eukaryota; Metazoa; Chordata; Actinopteri; Cyprinodontiformes; Poeciliidae. Bases 265 to 1479 code for a protein of 404 amino acids. The transcript is spliced from 12 exons. Gene Ontology annotation, molecular function: protein binding.